AUGUCCUACGGCGGCGGAUACGGUGGUGGUGGUGGCCACGAGGGCGGCUACAGAGGAGGUCGCGGAGGUGGUUACGGCGGUCACCGUGAUCGCGGUGACAGAGGUGAUCGCGAUGGCGGUUACGGCGGUGGCUACUCCAACGGCAACGGCUACGGCGGCGGUGGUGGUUACGGCGGUGGCGGUGACCGCAUGAACAACCUUGGUGCCGGUCUUCGCCAGCAAGAAUGGGACCUCAACGCCCUCCCCAAGUUCGAGAAGUCUUUCUACAAGGAGCACGAAGAGGUUGCCAACCGCAGCCCGGCCGAUGUCGACUCUUUCCGCCGCAAGCACCAGAUCACCAUUGCCGGCACCGAUGUCCCCAAGCCUGUCGAGACUUUCGAUGAGGCUGGUUUCCCUAGAUACGUCAUGGACGAAGUCAAGGCUCAGGGAUUCCCUGCCCCGACUGCUAUUCAAUCCCAGGGCUGGCCCAUGGCUCUUUCCGGUCGCGAUGUCGUCGGUAUUGCCGAGACAGGUUCCGGAAAGACCCUGACUUACUGCCUGCCCGCCAUUGUCCACAUCAACGCCCAGCCUUUGCUGGCCCCCGGCGAUGGCCCCAUCGUCCUCAUCCUUGCCCCUACUCGUGAGCUCGCGGUCCAGAUUCAACAAGAAAUUUCCAAGUUUGGAAAGUCUUCCCGCAUUCGCAACACCUGCGUCUACGGUGGUGUUCCCAAGGGCCCGCAGAUCCGCGAUCUCUCUCGCGGUGUCGAGGUCUGCAUCGCCACCCCUGGUCGUCUCAUUGACAUGCUCGAGGCUGGCAAGACCAACCUGCGCAGAGUGACUUACUUGGUCCUCGACGAGGCUGAUCGCAUGCUGGACAUGGGUUUUGAGCCUCAGAUUCGCAAGAUCAUUGGUCAGAUUCGCCCUGACCGUCAGACUCUCAUGUGGUCUGCUACCUGGCCCAAGGAGGUCCGCGCUCUUGCCUCCGACUUCCUUACCGAUUUCAUCCAAGUCAACAUCGGCUCCAUGGAGUUGGCUGCCAACCAUCGCAUCACCCAGAUUGUCGAGGUUGUGUCCGAAAGUGAGAAGCGUGAUCGCAUGAUCAAGCAUCUCGAGAAGGUCAUGGACAACAAGGAGAACAAGAUCCUCAUCUUCGUCGGCACCAAGCGUGUUGCUGACGACAUUACCCGCUUCCUUCGCCAGGACGGUUGGCCCGCCCUGUCCAUCCACGGUGACAAGCAACAGAACGAGCGUGACUGGGUCCUGGACCAGUUCAAGACGGGCAAGAGCCCUAUUAUGGUGGCUACCGACGUCGCGUCGCGUGGUAUUGAUGUUCGCAACAUUACUCACGUGCUUAACUACGACUACCCCAACAACUCGGAGGAUUACAUCCAUCGUAUUGGUCGUACUGGUCGUGCUGGCGCCAAGGGUACUGCCAUCACCCUGUUCACCACUGACAACUCCAAGCAGGCUCGUGACCUUGUCAACGUGCUGAGAGAAGCGCGCCAGGAGAUCGACCCUCGUCUUGCUGAGAUGACCCGCUUCGGAGGCGGCGGCGGCGGUCGCUACGGCGGCUGGGGCCGUGGCCGUGGUGGUGGCGGUGGUAGAAACAACGCCAACAACGCACCCCUUGGCGGCGGCCGACGCUGGUAA
This is a messenger RNA of Colletotrichum truncatum, 1629 nucleotides long. RefSeq names its product RNA helicase. Gene Ontology annotation, molecular function: ATP binding; RNA helicase activity; RNA binding. Lineage: Eukaryota; Fungi; Ascomycota; Sordariomycetes; Glomerellales; Glomerellaceae. Gene Ontology annotation, biological process: rRNA processing. The record is from RefSeq and is a predicted model, not a curated record. Gene Ontology annotation, cellular component: cytoplasm; nucleus; ribonucleoprotein complex.